AUGCCUUUAACUCGUGUUGCUGUGCAGCCUUUGGCGAUCAUGAAGGACAAGAAAGAUCGAACAAGCCCUUUCAUUGUGCAAGAAUGCAAAUUGUGGAAGAAUGCAACUAAGUCCGAAUUGCCAAAUGUCAACCCACGUUUGGCUGAAAGAUGCGACUCGCAGCUGUCCGCCUACUCUGAGAAGCAAGAUAUCUGCCGCAUUUGUCACUGCGAGGCCGAGCUGGCCAACAAACUUAUCUCCCCCUGCCUUUGUUCCGGAAGUCUCAAGUACAUACACCUGUGCUGCCUGCAAAAAUGGAUUAAAAGUUCCGACAAGAAAUCCUGCGAGCUCUGUAAUUUUGAUUACAUUAUGACAAUGAAGAUACGGCCUUUUAAACAG
Messenger RNA from Candidula unifasciata, 378 nucleotides. Lineage: Eukaryota; Metazoa; Mollusca; Gastropoda; Stylommatophora; Geomitridae. The record is from the annotation of a GenBank genome assembly.